GCGCAGGAGGCGCGCGGGCGGCGCUGGGGCCAUGGAGCCUGGUGACGCGGCGCGCCUCGGCCCGGAGCGGGUGGUUCGGGCGCUGCCACCGCGGCUGCUGCUGCUGCCGCUGCUACCGCUGCUGCUGGGUCAGGGGCUGCGCGCGGCGGCCUCGGCCUCCUCCUCUGGGGCGGCGGCCUCGGACAGCAGCGCCAUGGAGGAGCUCGCCACGGAGAAGGAGGCGGAGGAGAGCCACCGGCAGGACAGCGUGAGCCUGCUCACCUUCAUCCUGCUGCUCACGCUCACCAUCCUCACCAUCUGGCUCUUCAAGCACCGCCGGGUGCGCUUCCUGCACGAGACCGGGCUGGCCAUGAUCUACGGGCUUAUCGUCGGGGUGAUCCUGAGGUACGGCACCACUGCCACCAGUGGUCAUGACAAGUCACUCAGCUGCACUCAGGAAGACAGGGCCUUCAGCACCUUAUUAGUGAAUGUCAGUGGGAAGUUCUUCGAAUACACCCUGAAAGGAGAAAUCAGCCCUGGCAAGGUCAACAGUGUAGAGCAGAAUGACAUGCUGAGGAAGGUAACAUUUGAUCCAGAGGUCUUUUUCAACAUUCUGCUGCCUCCAAUUAUUUUCCAUGCUGGAUACAGUUUAAAGAAGAGACACUUUUUCAGAAACCUUGGGUCUAUUCUGGCCUAUGCCUUCUUGGGGACUGCCGUUUCCUGCUUCAUUAUCGGAAAUCUCAUGUAUGGUGUGGUGAAGCUCAUGAAGAUUGUGGGGCAGCUCUCAGAUAAAUUUUACUACACGGAUUGUCUCUUUUUUGGAGCAGUUAUCUCUGCUACUGACCCAGUGACUGUGCUGGCGAUAUUUAAUGAAUUGCAUGCAGAUGUGGACCUUUACGCACUUCUGUUUGGAGAAAGUGUCCUAAAUGAUGCUGUUGCCAUUGUACUGUCCUCGUCUAUUGUUGCCUACCAGCCAGCGGGGCUGAACACUCACGCCUUUGAUGCUGCUGCCUUUUUUAAGUCAGUUGGCAUUUUUCUAGGUAUAUUUAGUGGCUCUUUUACCAUGGGAGCUGUGACUGGUGUUGUGACUGCUCUAGUGACCAAGUUUACCAAGCUGCACUGCUUCCCCCUGCUGGAGACGGCGCUCUUCUUCCUGAUGUCAUGGAGCACCUUCCUCUUGGCAGAAGCCUGUGGGUUUACCGGCGUUGUAGCUGUCCUUUUCUGUGGAAUCACACAAGCUCAUUACACCUACAACAAUCUGUCGGUGGAAUCAAGAAGUCGAACGAAGCAGCUCUUUGAGGUGUUACACUUCCUGGCAGAGAACUUCAUCUUCUCCUACAUGGGCCUAGCGCUGUUUACCUUCCAGAAGCACGUUUUCAGCCCCGUUUUCAUCAUUGGAGCUUUUGUUGCCAUCUUCCUGGGCAGAGCUGCACACAUCUACCCACUCUCCUUCUUCCUCAACUUGGGUAGAAGGCACAAGAUUGGCUGGAAUUUUCAACACAUGAUGAUGUUUUCAGGCCUCAGGGGAGCGAUGGCAUUUGCACUGGCCAUCCGAGACACGGCAUCCUACGCACGCCAGAUGAUGUUCACGACCACCCUCCUCAUUGUCUUCUUCACUGUCUGGAUCAUUGGUGGAGGCACAACACCCAUGUUGUCAUGGCUUAAUAUAAGAGUUGGCGUCGAGGAACCCUCCGAAGAGGACCAGAACGAACACCGCUGGCAGUACUUCAGAGUUGGUGUUGAUCCAGAUCAAGACCCACCACCCAACAAUGACAGCUUCCAAGUCUUACAAGGGGAUGGUCCAGAUAAUACCAGAGGAAACCGGACAAAGCAGGAGAGUGCAUGGCUAUUCAGGCUGUGGUACAGCUUUGACCACAAUUACUUGAAGCCCAUCCUCACACACAGUGGCCCCCCAUUAACCACCACUCUCCCAGCCUGGUGUGGCUUGCUCGCUCGAUGUCUGACCAGCCCCCAGGUGUACGACAACCAAGAGCCGCUGAGAGAGGAAGACUCUGAUUUCAUCCUGACCGAGGGUGACCUCACCUUGACCUACGGGGACAGCACAGUGACUGCGAACGGCUCCUCGGGCUCCCACACAGCCCCCACGAGCGUCGAGGUCGGUCGGAGGAUGAAGAGCAGUGCCGAGGAGGUGCUGGAACGAGACCUGGGAAUGGGAGACCAGAAGGUUUCCAGCCGGGGCACCCGCCUGGUGUUUCCCUUGGAGGAUAACGCGUGACUCCCCGCCCUGAGCCCUGAGUGACGGGGUAGGCCCACUGGCGGGGUGAGGAUGGCUGCAAGCUUGAGGUGGGGCCUUGACUGAAUGGAAUUAACACUUCUAUUUUAUUGGGGUCUGAAGAUAUCUUCACAUUUAAAAUUUAACCCAAGACGCAGCUGGUGGGGCUAAAGUGUCUCUAAAUCAAGACAAAUGCAGACCUAUUCCCACUUUUUUUUUACAUAGUAGUGUGCUGUUCAGAGUUAAACA
Kogia breviceps (pygmy sperm whale) is the source of this 2461-nucleotide messenger RNA. RefSeq names its product solute carrier family 9 member A7 (gene SLC9A7). Lineage: Eukaryota; Metazoa; Chordata; Mammalia; Artiodactyla; Physeteridae. Gene Ontology annotation, molecular function: potassium:proton antiporter activity; sodium:proton antiporter activity. The record is from RefSeq and is a predicted model, not a curated record. Gene Ontology annotation, cellular component: recycling endosome; plasma membrane. Gene Ontology annotation, biological process: sodium ion import across plasma membrane; proton transmembrane transport; potassium ion transmembrane transport.